Molecule: messenger RNA, 216 nt
Organism: Penicillium subrubescens
Lineage: Eukaryota; Fungi; Ascomycota; Eurotiomycetes; Eurotiales; Aspergillaceae
Gene: grg1
Product: putative glucose repressible protein Grg1
Exons: 3
Coding region: 1-216 (71 amino acids)
Source: RefSeq, a predicted model, not a curated record
AUGGAGACCAUCAAGAACGCCGCCAACUACGUCUCUGAGACCGUCCAGGGUACUGGUGCCCAGGCCUCCAAGACCGCCAACAAGGAGGUCGCCAAGGACUCUGACGCCAGCCUCGGCACUCGCGCCAACGCUGCCGUUGACGCCCUCGGUGACAAGAAGGACGAGCACGUCCACAACACCAAGGCCGAUGUCCACAAGGAGGCCGCUAAGCACUAA